Messenger RNA from Microthlaspi erraticum, 1005 nucleotides. The record is from the annotation of a GenBank genome assembly. Lineage: Eukaryota; Viridiplantae; Streptophyta; Magnoliopsida; Brassicales; Brassicaceae.
AUGGCCGUGAAGAUCCCGACCAUGUCAGCAUUGAUCGUCUUUCUUGCUCUGCUUAGUUUAAGCCAUUCUUGUUAUGGCGAGCUAACACCCGGACACUACAAAGAUACUUGCAAAGACCUCGAGAAAAUCGUAUUUGGAAUUGUUCAAAGGGAAUUCACAAAGAAUGCAACCCUCGCACCCUUAUUGAUCCGCCUAUAUUUUCAUGAUUGUUUCAGCAAUGGAUGCGAUGCAUCGCUUCUUCUAGACGGCCCAAGCAGCGAGCGAAAGGCUAGGCCAAAUCUAAGUGUAGGAGGAUAUGAACUGAUAGAUGCCGUGAAAACUGAGCUCGAACAAAAAUGUGCCGGGCUCGUUUCUUGUGCUGAUAUCAUAGCUCUCGUCACUCGAGAUCUUGUUUUUCUUGCUAGCGGAUUCAAAGCGAAAUAUGAGAUACCAAUGGGACGAUUUGAUAGUUUUGUCUCUUUGAGUUCGACUGUGGAUUUGCCGGGUCCAACAAUGUCUGUCUCGCAAACCGCUGAUAUGUUUGAUAAAAGAAAUCUUAGCGUUGACGAUAUGGUUCUACUUCUUGGUGGACAUACAAUUGGAGUGACGCAUUGCUCAUUCUUUAAGGACCGGCUAUAUAACUUUCAAAAUACGAAUAAGCCUGAUCCAUCCAUGGAUCCUAAAUUGGCACAAGAGCUAAGAGGCAAAUGUCCUGAUAAAUCUACAUUUGAUGGAACUGUUAAUCUUGAUCAAGAUUUUUUUAGCUCGAAUGUUGUCGAUGGAUCUUUCUACAGACAGAUUCAGUCUAGCAGAGGAAUUCUUCAGAUCGAUCAACAAAUCGCCACUGAUGAAAAAACGAGCGAGAUUGUGAGGGGUUUAGCCAAAGGUAACGGUGACGAAUUCUUUGUUAGGUUUGGUCAGGCGAUGGCCAGGUUGGGAUCGGUGAGAGUUAAAGAUAAAAACAAUGGGGAGAUCAGAAAAUCGUGCCGUUCUUGCAACACUCCACUGAUGUGCGCAACAAGUUAA